CCUGUGACAUUAACCCGAUUACAGUCGAAAAGUCAAAGUUCUUUCACUGUUUCGACGAACAGUUCGUGUCCAAAAUGCACGUCCUACCCUUCUUGGUAAUCGCCCUUUCAAUAUCCACGAUUUUCGCGACACACCCACUCCAAGAUCUCCCCGGAAUCAUCUCCAACGAAGUCGAUUUCGUCAGACUGGGCAAAUCCCCGCACAAACUCGCCUCUCUGGUCAAACAAGUGCUCAAAAUCGGCGACAAAAAGCUCGCAGACGACGUCCUCUGCCAAACAUGCGACCUCGUGUUCUCCCAAAUCCUGGCGUACCGUCGAGUGGGCGCCAGCAAAGACUCUAUGGUGGACUUUUUCAACAAACUGUGCCGGGUUUUCACGGAUUGGGGGCCCGUAGCCUGCGCCGGCUACAUCAACAUCGAGAUAGAUACGGCUCUGUACAUUAUGGAUAAUCGAAAAGAAUUGGCGGCGAGCCGCAUCUGCGGGAUUUAUUUCCAGUCUAAGGGCUGCGUGGACCCCAACGCCAACCCGUGGACGGUCCCCAUACCGGCGAAGCUAAGACACACCCACCGGCACGAGCAUCGUCAUCACGCAAGCGCCGCCCCUUUGAAGAUUCUCCACCUCACGGACUUCCACUACGACCCCCUCUACGAGCCCGGGAGCAACGCGGCCUGUGAUUUGCCGCUCUGUUGCCAGAAGGGCAAUGGCCCCGCCCCCACGCCCGCGUCUGAGGCCGGCUUCUGGGGCGACUACCACGUGUGUGACAUUCCGUGGCACUCAGUCACCAACUUUACGGCCUACUUGACGAAUCUUAACGAAACGUACGACCUUGUGUACUACACCGGCGAUAUUAUUAGUCAUAGAUCGUGGGCUACUAACAAGGACGACAACACGAAGGCCCUCAAAAAAUUGUUUCAGCAUUUCAAGGACACAUUUGACAAUACUACAGUUUUUGCCAUUUUGGGCAACCACGAACCGCAUCCCACCGACUUCUGGUCGGAGCGGAAUGUAACUGCGGCGAUUUCCACCCAGUGGAUGUUCGAUUUAGUGGCAUCAGAAUGGGCCCGGUGGCUACCCAACAGCACAGUCAGCGAUAUCAAAACUGGAGGCUACUACACCGUCUUAGUGCGCCCCAAAUUCCGAAUAAUCGCCCUCAAUUCCAACGUGUGUUUCGUUAGCAACUUAUGGCUGAUCUACGAUGACCACGACCCCUACGGGCAGCUCAAUUGGCUCACCGCGACUCUAACAAAAGCGGAGAAAAACGGCGAAAUUGUCCAUAUUUUGUCCCAUAUUCCUCCAGGAGAGUUGUUGUGUAACCAACGAUGGAGCAACCAAUUCCGACAGAUCGUGCAGAGGUUUGCACCAAUCAUAGCGGCGCAAUUUAACGGCCACACCCACUUAGACGAGCUCCGCCUCUUCCGUGAUGUCAACACAACCAAAGUGAUCAAUGUGGCCUUUAAUGCCGGCAGCUUUACGACGUUCGUGGGUUUCAACCCCAACUACCGCACGUAUGACGUCGACCCCGCCACUUACAGGGUGCUAGAUUACGAUCAUUACACGUACAAUCUGACCAAAGCCAACUUAGAUAGGAAAAAUCCGCCGCAGUGGUUUAAAUUGUACUCGUUCAAGAGUGACUAUGGGUUGAAAAAUACCUCUAACGAGGCUCUAGGGGAUUUGGUGGCAAGGAUGGGGAAAAACAAGACGUUGGCACAACAAUAUUUUCGGUUUCAAGGUCGUGACAGUGCCCCUCAUGUCAAACCCGGCUGCGACGACUUGUGUAUGAAAAAAUUGGUGUGCGGAAUCACCGCAGUGGAAACUCUGGAGAUGCUUCGGUGCCAACAAAUGACGAAGACUCACCACAAACAAUGAACAAUUUAUUAAUAAAAGUCUUCAAACUUA
Molecule: messenger RNA, 1895 nt
Organism: Zophobas morio
Lineage: Eukaryota; Metazoa; Arthropoda; Insecta; Coleoptera; Tenebrionidae
Product: sphingomyelin phosphodiesterase-like
Exons: 9
Coding region: 75-1865 (596 amino acids)
Biological process (GO): sphingomyelin catabolic process; ceramide biosynthetic process
Cellular component (GO): lysosome
Molecular function (GO): acid sphingomyelin phosphodiesterase activity
Source: RefSeq, a predicted model, not a curated record